AUGGGUCGCGUAAAAUCUAUUGCUCAAAGAAAGAAGAAAACAACCAACCCUUCUUCUAACCAACCUUCCCCUCGCACUGAGGACCCUUCUACAAAUCCACAACCUGUAAAUAUUGUACCACCCGAAAUCCAAACUAAAGCCCGACCUCGCGACGGCCUUAGGCCAGAGGUCGAAUGGUAUGUAGCUCCUCCUAGCAUUAUUGUGGCUAGGAUGGUAAACAACUAUCUCAAGAAGUAUGUCAUGCCUUCCGACGACGCGUUUGACUUGUACAGCCAACCCAAAACCACUGCUCCUGCGAGCAGGAAGAAGGAAAGCAGGCAACAUCCUGGGGAAAGCAAUAGCAAUCCAUCAAAGAAAAGGGCUCGGAUUGAAGAUCCUCCUGUACCUGUACCUUCCAAGGAAACUACUCCUCCUCCCGCCCCCAUCGAUCAGAAUCCUUCACCAGCUCCCACCGACCCGACUCCUUCACCGGCUCCCGUCGACCAGACUCCUUUACCAACUCCCGUCGACUAG
Molecule: messenger RNA, 513 nt
Organism: Humulus lupulus (European hop)
Lineage: Eukaryota; Viridiplantae; Streptophyta; Magnoliopsida; Rosales; Cannabaceae
Product: vegetative cell wall protein gp1-like
Exons: 2
Coding region: 1-513 (170 amino acids)
Source: RefSeq, a predicted model, not a curated record